AGGGGCUGGAAAACUAAUUGAAGGAAACCAAACACGACACCUAAGAAAGAGACAACACAGUAUUAAUUAAAGCUCAGCUAGCCCCCCCUUAGCCAAAGCGCUUGUGUUUGUAGUAGUCUCUGAAAGACUUUGAAGACUAAAUAUCUCCCAGGGACAGAGUACUAUAGAGGAGGUUCACCAUGAGACUGGCCACAGGGCUUGUGUGUUUAGCCCUUGUGGUAGUGUGUGCACUUCAAGCAAGGGCCACUGAGUCUACCUACUCAAGGACAGCUAACUAUCAGAAUGAGAUUGUCGUUCGAUGCCCUGACAAGAAGAAGGCCACCAUACAAGUCCUACAAGCUCACUCUGACGUUUGGCACAUAGGCAAAGACACGAUCGACCUUCGCCUGGACAAGAAAAUGUUUGCACGUGUGCAGGACUACUUCUCUGAAUGCCAUAUUGUUGUGGCCAACGUGGAGUCAUUUGUGCAGCAAGCUGAGGUACAGAUGUUCCCUACUAGGAUGGCAGAGGAACAGGCGUGGGUGCAAGAGGUUAUGGCUGAAACCAUCCCAAAGUGUGGUAGCCUGAAGCAGUGUGAGGCUGCUCUGGAAGAUUGGGAGGCUGAUCAACAAAUGUCUUCUUCCUUCUUUGAACAAUAUCACCCCUAUGAGGACAUCAAGUCAUUCUACAAGACACUCUCUGAGACUCAUGCUAACUUGGUGACGUAUAUGCCCUCCAUUGGUAAGACAGCCGAGGGCAGGGACAUGCCAGCAGUGCACAUCACUGCCUCCAAGAAUCCCAACAGAAAGAGGUUCUACAUGCAGUGCCAGAUCCACGCAAGAGAGUGGAUCACUGGUGGAGUGUGCAUGUACAUUGCCAACCAUCUAGCAACAGAGUAUGAAAAGAGCAGUAGAGUAAAGAGUCUCCUAGAUAACAUGGAGUUUGUGAUGGUGCCCAUUGUCAACCCGGACGGAAUAGCGUACACGUGGGAGCAUGACCGACUCUGGCGUAAGAACAGAAAGCAGAACUCGUAUUCACCAAGCUGUCCUGGAGUAGACAUCAAUAGAAACUUUCCUCUGGGAUUUCUCCACAAAUCUAUCGGGCAUGCGUGUGAUGAAGACUACCCCGGUUUUAAUGCAGGCUCUGAGCACGAAACUAAAAAUAUCAUGAAAUUCUUUCGUAACAAUGCUCCUAUCGUUGGCUCCAUUGAUUGGCACUCUUAUGGACAGCUGAUCUUGCGACCGUACGGAUACACAAACGCAUCUGCACCAGACGAAUCUUUCAUGCUAAGCCUCUCCAACACUAUGAAGGACAAGAUACACAGUGUGCACGGACAACACUACUCACCAGAGAAAUCAGAAGAGCUCUACUUUUGUUACGGCAUUGCUGCUGACUGGCUGUACAGUAACAAUGCUGCAUCCACCAACAAGGGCUAUAGGUCUGCCUCCAUCUGCAUUGAACUGAGGGACUCUGGCCAUCCAUAUGGAUUCCUACUGCCUGCUGAUCAGAUUGUCCCCACUGCUGAGGAGGUGCUCCCUGCUGUCCUGUACUAUGCUGAGACAAUGCUGAACCAUCCCCUCAUUUACAACAGGAAGUCUCAACUGAAGGAGCCAGUUUUCGAUGCAAAGAAACAUCACUCCCGCAAUGGACUGUGAACUAUCUGAUCAGUUCAUUUUCAUUCCUCAUACAGAAUUGUUAUAACGUAGAUAUAAUGUAGGUUUAGCUUAGAGAAUGUACUGUCUAAUUAUGUAUGGGUGUGACAUAAAAUUUUUUAUGCAUUCAUUUUCAUUAAUUAUUUUUUGUCUCAAA
Messenger RNA from Halichondria panicea, 1788 nucleotides. RefSeq lists its product as uncharacterized. Gene Ontology annotation, molecular function: zinc ion binding; metallocarboxypeptidase activity. NCBI's taxonomy places the organism in Eukaryota, Metazoa, Porifera, Demospongiae, Suberitida, Halichondriidae. The record is from RefSeq and is a predicted model, not a curated record. The transcript is spliced from 9 exons. Gene Ontology annotation, biological process: proteolysis. The coding region runs from base 180 to 1634 and encodes 484 amino acids.